CGGGGCGGCCGCCGCGGGCUGGGCUGCGCCUGUCAGCGCGGCGGCGGGAUGGCGGCGCUCUACGCCUGCACCAAGUGCCACCAGCGCUUCCCCUUCGAGGCGCUCAGCCAGGGCCAGCAGCUCUGCAAGGAGUGCCGGAUCGCACAUCCCAUUGUUAAAUGCACUUACUGCAGGACUGAAUUCCAACAGGAAAGCAAAACCAACACGAUAUGCAAGAAGUGUGCUCAGAAUGUGAAGCUCUAUGGAACACCAAAACCCUGCCAGUACUGCAACAUAAUAGCAGCAUUUAUUGGAAACAAGUGUCAGCGUUGCACAAACUCUGAAAAGAAGUAUGGACCUCCGCACUCCUGUGAACAGUGCAAGCAGCAGUGCGCGUUUGACCGGAAGGAUGAUAGGAAGAAGGUGGAUGGAAAGCUGCUAUGCUGGUUAUGUACACUGUCCUAUAAACGGGUCCUACAGAAGACCAAAGAGCAGUGCAAACACCUGAGCAGCUCUUCCCGGGCAAGCCUGCAAGAGAAGGAACAAUACAGCAGGCUCAGCAGUGGCAGCCAUUACAACAGCCAGAAAACCUUAUCCACCUCUUCUAUUCAGAAUGAAAUCCCAAAGAAGAAACCCAAGUUUGAUGCCAUCUCUGCCAAUGGUGACAGCGUUCCUUCCUCUCCCGAGAUGCUUUGUCCCCCUAUCCAGAGUGCCCCGUCCACGCUGGCGCAGUGGGCUGCUUCCCAACAGAGUCUCGGUGCCCACCAUUGUCCUGUUUCUCAAGGCACUGACAUCCUGAAUUUUUCUCCAGACCUCGCCCUGGACUCUCCUGGCACUGACCACUUUGUUAUCAUUGCCCAGCUGAAGGAGGAAGUGGCUACUUUAAAGAAGAUGCUGCACCAGAAAGAUCAGAUGAUUUUGGAGAAGGAGAAGAAGAUCACAGAGCUGAAAGCUGACCUGCAGUACCAGGAGUCGCAGAUGAGGGCGAAGAUGAACCAAAUGGAGAAGACGCACAAGGAGGUCAUGGAGCAGUUACAGGCCAAGAACAGAGAACUCCUGAAGCAAGCAGCUGCCCUAUCCAAGGGCAAAAAGCCUGAGAAGUCGGGAGCAAUAACCUCCCCUUAAAAACAAAACCAAACCCCCAAUCUGGGAGCUUUCCCCAGCAUUAGCCAAGGAGUCUAGGAGGCCUGCCUGAUCGCUGGAAGCCAAAACCUCACUUUUGUCACUAUCCCAUUGCUGUGGACUCGAUGGAAACGCCUGGUGUGUGUUGCCUUUCGACAGCAUGCUUGAGUGUGUCUGGUUUCAAUAUCUUGAAUACCGUUCUGUACUAUGGUGAUCCAUGGGGAGAGGUCCCAGCCAUCCUAAAUCCCCCCGAGUUUCUGGAAGAAGUGUUUUUCUAACCAGUUACUACCACUGCCAGCCCUUUAUAUAGCAAACAGGAACUUGCUGCAUUAGAGACUUCUUGCUGGUUUCAAACCUGCUGCUCUGAGGCAAUAGCCGUGGCCAGUUGUUACGCAGAUAAGGCGGGAGCCGUGCAUGGUGGGAGCUUUAUUUUUUGAACUGCUCCCUCUUCAAAAGGAAGCCGAUAAUCACCAGCCCAACAGAUGUUACCAGAAGGUUGUGUCACUGCUGAGAACGGUUGAUCCAUCUUUUUGAAGAUGCUUCCAAAAUGGGGGCUAUAUAUUUAUCUUGGAGGAUUUUUGUUUUGUUUUGUUUUUUCUCUCUGUCAGCUUGGCAACCCUGACUGCCUGGUUUGUGUUUUUUGUUUUGUUAUGAUAGCUUUUGGUUUGGGAGGCAGAGCGUAAUGAUACAGACCCACCUGGGACCCCCUGGUGCCCUGGUUACUUAGUGGCCUUUGGGCUUCGGUGACUUUUGCAGCUUGGUGUGAUUGAGCUUCUCUUGCUCCCCUUUCUUCCCGUGAGGCUGAAGGAGAGUUCAAGGCUUGGAUAUUUGCUCUGCUCCCUGCAGUCCCUGGAUCCAGUUCACUCUCUUCUCCCCCUUUCCCUGCCCCGUCGCUCCCUUCCAGAUGCAGAAGUAGGGGCCAGGUUGGCUCCAGGAAAGUGCUUACUCAGGCAGUGACCCAAGCCAGGAAGUGUUUCUUGGGGCUCUCCAGAGACGUUUCUCUCUGCUGAUUAAAAGCCAGCAGAACAAAAGGGCUAUGAAAGUUCUCCGUAGCAAAGAUGUGCUUCUCGGAAACGGCGCGAGCGCCGGGGCGAGGACACCGCAAGCAGCGCCAGGAAGGCGCUGGGAGGUGUGCUCCCCGAGCUCUGUCUGCACUGCAUCUCUUGGGGAAAGCAAAAGCACUUGGCCAUUAGGGGGGAAAGCACAGAACAGCUCUUGAGCUGGCGAGAACACUCCUCGGUAUCCCAGCACCGAGCUCUAUUCAGGGUGUGAAGAGACAUCUCAGGGUUUGGAGACCUUCGGGGCAGAGGAGUAAAGGAUGAACACUUAGUCUAGAGUGGCACUGAAGGUCUGUGGUGAAGAGGAGAAACUGCCCUCUUGAGACAGGGCCGGCUGCUCUGUCAGGGUUUUUAUUAAGCUUUUAACUAGAGAUUGUGAUUUUUUUUUUCCUUUUUUAUGUUACUAAAGAUGACUUUACUCAAAGGCACUUUUUUGAUGAUGUUGGCUUCCAGCAUGGAAGGAGCACGCUGCAGCAUCAGACACUCUGCCACGUUUUUUUUGUUGUUGUUGUUGUUGUUUUUUUUUUAAGAGACUUCUGACAUGAAAAGGAAAAAAAAAUGUUACACUUUGCCAGAGUGUGACAGCAGGAAAAUACUCACCUAAUUUUAUACUUCACAUGUUUUUAGAAAAUGAGGUGCAUUGAUGGGAUUUUUUUUAAAUGGGCGCUUUGCUUUUUUGCUUCCCUCAAGAUACAGAAAUAGAGGGAGAAAGGCCCUGUAUAUACUAUUAUGUUUUUUUAAUUGUGACAAAUUGAUCAUGCAGUUGAGUAGCUGAUGAUUUGUAGUAAUAACAUUGUUUCUUUGUAUGUUUGUAAUAAUGGAGAUUUUAAAGGGAUGCUUUGAUUUGUACAAAACUCUGACAAAUGUAAAAGUGUUUAAAAAAUCCGCA
Messenger RNA from Dromaius novaehollandiae (emu), 3048 nucleotides. RefSeq names its product family with sequence similarity 76 member A (gene FAM76A). The coding region runs from base 49 to 1104 and encodes 351 amino acids. The record is from RefSeq and is a predicted model, not a curated record. The transcript is spliced from 10 exons. NCBI's taxonomy places the organism in Eukaryota, Metazoa, Chordata, Aves, Casuariiformes, Dromaiidae. Gene Ontology annotation, cellular component: nuclear speck.